CACACAAUACAUCUUCUUCCCCUUACACAAAAACAAUACAAAAAGACUUUUGUCACAAGUUCUUUGUUGUUCAACUACUUCCCCUUCUUCAUCAUCAAAAUGGAUUCCUCCGCCUUGUUUUUCACUUUCUCCGCCGCAAUUAUCAUACUCUACUUUCUCCGGUGUGUAAUCUCUCAGCGCCACCGUGUAUCCUCGAAACUCCCACUCCCGCCGGGAACAAUGGGUUGGCCUUACGUAGGCGAGACUUUCCAGCUCUAUUCUCAAGACCCUAACGUCUUUUUCGCUUCCAAACAGAAACGGUAUGGUUCAGUGUUCAAGACACAUGUACUCGGAUGUCCUUGUGUAAUGACCUCAAGUCCUGAGGCUGCGAAGUUCGUGCUGGUGACGAAGUCUCAUCUCUUUAAACCGACUUUUCCUGCGAGUAAAGAGGGGAUGCUGGGGAAACAGGCCAUCUUCUUCCACCAAGGUGAGUAUCACGCCAAACUCAGGAAGCUCGUUCUUCGUGCCUUCAUGCCGGAGUCUAUCAGAGACAUGGUUCCAAAUAUCGAAUCAAUCGCUCAACAUUCUCUACGAAGCUGGGACGGAAUAAUGAUCAACACUUACCAAGAAAUGAAAACAUACACAUUCAACGUUGCGUUGCUCUCGAUCUUCGGAAAAGACGAGGUUCUAUACAGAGAAGAUCUAAAACGAUGCUACUACAUUCUCGAGAAAGGUUACAACUCUAUGCCUAUAAACCUCCCUGGAACGCUCUUCCACAAAGCCAUGAAGGCUCGCAAGGAGCUCUCGCAGAUCCUAGCAAGAAUCUUAUCAGAGAGAAGAGAGAACAGAUCCUCACACAACGAUCUUCUCGGAUCAUUCAUGGGAGACAAAGAAGAGCUAACCGACGAGCAGAUCGCUGAUAACAUAAUCGGAGUAAUCUUCGCCGCUAGAGACACCACGGCGAGUGUGAUGACGUGGAUCCUUAAGUACUUGGCUGAGAAUCCCAACGUUCUAGAGGCCGUUACUGAAGAGCAAAUGGUAAUAAGUAAAAGCAAAGAAGAAGGAGAGUCUUUAACUUGGGGUGAUACAAAGAAGAUGCCACUAACUUCAAGAGUCAUUCAAGAAACAUUAAGAGUUGCUUCAAUCUUAUCUUUUACAUUUAGAGAAGCUGUAGAAGAUGUCGAAUACGAAGGAUAUUUGAUACCUAAAGGAUGGAAAGUGUUGCCGCUUUUCAGAAACAUUCAUCAUAGUUCUGAUAUCUUUUCGAAUCCUAGCAAGUUUGACCCAUCGAGAUUUGAGGUGGCUCCAAAACCCAAUACUUUCAUGCCAUUUGGCAAUGGGACUCACUCGUGUCCUGGAAAUGAAUUAGCCAAGCUUGAAAUAUCUAUCAUGAUUCAUCAUCUGACCAACAAGUACAGAUGGUCAAUAGUUGGAGCUAGCGACGGGAUUCAGUAUGGGCCAUUUGCGCUUCCCCAAAACGGACUGCCCAUUAUGCUUGCUCGGAAGAAGGAGAUCGAUAUGUAGUACUACGUGAUGCCCUAAGCUUUCUAUAACUGGAAAGAGGGGGACUAGAGAAGAAAAUUAAACAAUUCUUUAUUUUCUUGCUAAAGAAAAAUAGGGAAGGGCAAAAAAAAAUCAAGAUUUUGAUAUGAAAAAAUUAAAAUGGGAAAUGAGGAGAAGGCACCAAGUGUACAAAGAAAAGUCUAAUUUAUUUUCUUAGUUUUUUUAAUUUCUAUUUUUUCGAGUUUUGAAAUUUUAGUUUAAGAUAGGGAAAAGUUGGUCACUAAAUUUCAAAUUGAGGUAAAAUGUUAGAUAAAAUAUCUAAUGUUUUUUUCCUUCCCAAAGAAGAAACAUCCCAUGUAUAUGUUUAACUGAUUCAUCCUCAAUUGGAGAGUUUCCAUGUUGUUCUUAGUGAAUUGAUUAUCUGAAGACGC
Molecule: messenger RNA, 1913 nt
Organism: Brassica oleracea var. oleracea
Lineage: Eukaryota; Viridiplantae; Streptophyta; Magnoliopsida; Brassicales; Brassicaceae
Product: abscisic acid 8'-hydroxylase 1-like
Exons: 7
Coding region: 100-1503 (467 amino acids)
Biological process (GO): abscisic acid metabolic process; sterol metabolic process
Molecular function (GO): (+)-abscisic acid 8'-hydroxylase activity; iron ion binding; heme binding
Source: RefSeq, a predicted model, not a curated record